Molecule: messenger RNA, 2292 nt
Organism: Colletotrichum fioriniae
Lineage: Eukaryota; Fungi; Ascomycota; Sordariomycetes; Glomerellales; Glomerellaceae
Source: RefSeq, a predicted model, not a curated record
AUGUCAUUAUCACUCCCGCUUAAACGAGAGGGCCAGGACCCGGACAAUCGACCGCUGAGGAGAAGUAUCAACUUGUAUCGAUCAGCAGCCCGCCGCACGUGCGGCUCGGAUGCGGCGUACUCUGUGGGCGCGGACGAUAUCCUCUGCAAAGGUCCCUCGCAGUGCCCCUAUGAUCCUGAGGCGCGUCCCCAUGCUGUUUUCAGGCAUGAUCAUCCCCACGGCAAGAAGAAGCCCAAAUGUGCAGACAAGACUGUAGAGCUAUUGCGGGCUAUGGAGCGAUCUUCGGGUGAACGGGAGGGCGAAGUCGCUGACGAGACGCGCUCCAGCUCUACUUCUAAGCGGCGUGAACCGGUCGUAGUUUGGAUCGAUGGGGAUACGGGAAUGAAGAUGGAGCCUCCCAAGGAAGGCGUGCGUGUGCGCGAAUCGUAUUGUAGGACAAAAGUUGAGGACGGAGAGGCGGGCCCAACACUCACAUUUGGCCCUUAUCACCGGUCUCUUCUUGAGACCAUGGCACAGGACAUUCCCAUUGCGCCAGGACCGGCACAGAGGACUCCCCCUGGAACUCGGGCGCACCAUGGUCCGCCUCCUCCUCCUGCUCAUCAGGAGAAGCCGAUUCCGUCACCUUUCCUCGCGGCCGGCAGCCGGACUCUCCCGCAUAACCCGGUUACCGAGCAGACCAACGCCGAGGGGCGUAUGAACGAGGCGAUAAUCCACAUGACAAAUUACUAUCGCCAGGAGCAAUCUGAUCCGAAACAGCCAGUAGUAGAUAUGCAGCGUGAGGGAGUGGCCUUCGCGUUGAAGAGUCAAGAGCGUUUCCGAGAGGCGACCGAGAUUGCGCGACAGCGACUAGAGGAGCAGAAGCUCCUCGCGAAGAAGGCGCAAGAAGAAGAGGUGUUGAAGAAGGAGGCGCUGAGACGGAAGGAGCUGCAGCGACAAGAGUUUGAGCAGCAGCAGCAACAGCAGCAGCGCGAGUACCAGCUUAAGCUGGAGCAAGACGAAGUGCGAGCGCGCAAGCGCAAUCGAAUGGAAGAGCGCAUCACCAGGCAGCUCCGGAUGAAGCAGCAGCAGGAGUACGAGCUCGAGCAGAAGCAGAGGCAGGAAGAGCUGCAGCGGCAGGAGGGCUUUGCUAAGCAGAGACAGUUGGAGAAGCAUCAGCUCGAGAUGAAGCAGCGCCAGGAGUUCCAGGUCAAGCAGAAGCAGCAGCAGCAAGAGCAACAGGAGCACGAGCUCAAGCUGAAGCAAAAGCAAGAGUACGUUGCGCUGAUGUUGAAGAAACAGCAAGAACGCAGGCUCGAGCUGAAGAAGCUGCAAGAUGAGGAGAGGCAGAGGCAGCAACAGAAGCAGGCAGAGCUGCAGCGACAAGAGGAGCAAGCCAAGCAGAGGCAGCGAGAAGAGUACCAGCUCCAGAUGAAGGAGCGAGAGGAGUAUCAGCUCCGACAAAAGCAGCAGCAGCAGCAGCAACAACAACAACAAGAACUCGAGCGCAGGAAGAAAGAGUCACAAGAACUUAGACUCAAGCAGCAGCAGCGACAUGAAGCUCUGCUCAAGAGUAAGCAGGAGCUCGAAGCGCUGCAGAGUGGAGUCAGACAGCGUGAGGCCGAACUCAUGCAGAAGCAGCGACAAGAGUACGAGUUCAAGGAGAGACAGAAGCGAGAGGAGCAGCAGCGGGUGCAGCUGAAGCGGCAGGCAGAGUACGAAGCCAAGAAGCAGCAGAUCGAGGCUUCUGACGUCUCCUCUAAGCCUGUUUACAACCCUGAGCAGGGGUAUGCCGAUAUGAUUGACAUGAUCAAGAAUUGGCAGCUUUCGGCGACGAAGGCAAUCCAUUCCAUCUCGGAGGAGUUGGGUCGGAUCUCUGCUACCGCGGCCAAGGCGGAGGAGCAGAUCGAGCGGGACGCCGUCGCUGCGGGGGUUGCUUCCAAGCCCGAGAGCGUGGCCAAGGCAGCUGAGGCGUCAAAGGCCGAGGUCGAAGCCGAUCGCGAGAUUCCUCCCUUCUCGUUGGGUUCUCCUCUUUCUCCUGUGAUUGACCCCCGCAAUUGGUCUAAUCCCGGCGCCAACUCAAGUCAAGGGAUGGUGCAUAGGCUCGCCAAGAAGGAAGACGAUGUUCAGAAUUUUGACUUUAUCAGCCAUGAGGAUGCUCAAGAUCCCGCGGAAGAGUUCAUCAUCACGGAACCUAUCAACUGCUGCGAGAAUGGCAAGAACUGCAAGUAUUGCAAAUGCCAGGAGCCACCGCAGGCUGGUAUUGCUAGGGCGUUGCCUUUGGAGUUCUUUGAUGAUGAUUUCCUCCUCAUUUGA